Messenger RNA from Symsagittifera roscoffensis, 4356 nucleotides. Its product is annotated as muscle M-line assembly protein unc-89-like. The coding region runs from base 306 to 3959 and encodes 1217 amino acids. Gene Ontology annotation, molecular function: axon guidance receptor activity. Lineage: Eukaryota; Metazoa; Xenacoelomorpha; Acoela; Convolutidae. The transcript has 5 exons. Gene Ontology annotation, cellular component: axon; plasma membrane; neuronal cell body. Gene Ontology annotation, biological process: homophilic cell-cell adhesion; synapse organization. The record is from RefSeq and is a predicted model, not a curated record.
GUAAAUGUGUACACUAAGCGUGUUAUCGGAACCUAUAAAAUCACUUUCCUAUUAAAGUUCCCUAAAAUAGUUUGAUCCUUUUCAACUCUAAUUUCCCCCAAACUUAUAUCCGUCCCCUGAAAUUUCUAACCUCGGUUUAAACUUUUGUCCGUUGGUUUACAUCUUACAGCCCCAUAUAAUCUGAUCCCACAUCCGUAAGGGAGAUUUCUCCCCUCCAACAAAUUCGCCCCUGGGGCUGUGGAGUAGCUUGUACAUACAUACAUACAAAAAAGCUAAUUGCUGUAAAUAAGUAGAGAAUCAGCAACAUGAGUUUCCAAAUGAACGGCUCUCAACACCAUUUCGACGGAGGCGUAGGCGGAGCUCAUCAAAAGCAGUCGGCCGGAGGAUUGCCGUCGGAACAUCCCGUGUUCAGUCAGCCGAUCGUGAACGGAGACCAGUGCAUCGGAGGCACCAUCAACAUCGAUUUCCAGGUCAAAGGCUAUCCUGAUCCCCAACUCCAGUGGUUCAAGAACAACCAGCUGCUCAACUUGGGCGGCAGGAUCAAUUUGUUCGGGGGACUUGACGGAUGGUACACCCUUCAGAUCAAAGAGUUGUGCCUCGAGGACCAGGGCGAGUACACGUUCAUAGCUGAGAAUGAAUUCGGAGAAGCGACCUGUGUCGUCAAUCUUCAAGACGUCGGCAUCAGCAGUCCGAACGGAAAUCUUGGUGACCCGAACAGCUUCUCGCCGGCCAGCAUUGGGCCUCCGACAGCAAGAAGUAGCAUGAUCAACAGCACUGCGGUUCCCACAAAUCCCGGCUGGCACAAUGAUCUCUCGGGAGUGCGAGUGUCGCGGAUUGCAGAGGGACCGGACAACAGUCACGUGCCAAUGUGUCGACGAGACCACAUUGCUCCCUACGCAGUUCCAGGUCUCGGAAGAAACCCAGAAACUGCGGAGGAAAGCGACAAACCCUACCAGCCACCUGUGUUCUACGGGCAACCGAUGGUCCGAGGUGAUCUGAAAGAGGGCGGUAAAAUUGUCAUCGACAUCAAACUAGCGGCACAUCCUGAACCCCGAAUUCACUGGUUCAAAAAUGGGCGACCCGGAGUCUUUAGCGAGCGAAUCCGACUUGAGCGCGGAAUGCACGACACGUAUAAACUCGUGAUCAAAGACCUCCGAACAGAUGACGAGGGUGAAUACUGUUUCAUAGCCGAGAACUACCUGGGACGAAACGCCAGAACGAUUUACAUUGGCAACAUCGAGGUGCCUGGUAAACCGAGCAGAGGCGAGCCCCAAGUUAUUCUGGUUCCUCAGAAAGACCCUCCGAUGCUCACGAACCCGCGCGUAAUCGGCGAAGUGAAGCCCGGAAACGAAGUUAACGUCGAGUUUGAAAUAUACUCAGAAGAGAAACCGAACGUGAAACUGUUCCAUGACGGACUCCUCAUUAACCUUCAGGGACCGAGGAUUUUCCUGAGACCAGAACCUAACAGCAAGUAUGUGAUCACGUUCCGAGACAUGAAUGCGGGCGAUGAAGGUGGAUACAAAAUCACGGCGGAAAACUCGAACGGAACCAACUACACUACGUUCAAUUUGACAGGUCUGAAAGAACCGCCAAAGCCCAAAGCUCCUGCGAGACCUUGGAGAUCAGUGUCACCGCCUAGGGCUCCUACACCACCUAAUGAGUCGCAAAUAAUUAUGAGAAACAUCAACAUCGAAGCUGCUGAUCCCCCGAUAGCUCCAAAAUUCAGUGAACCGGUAAUCACCGGGGAUAUGUUUAUCGGAGGAAACAUGCACAUCGAUUUCACACUCACGGGGAGACCCGAGCCGACCAUCAAGUGGUACAAAAACGGACAAGAGAUCUUUUUGGGACAUCGGCUUCAGUUGGACAGGAAAAUGGGAAAUAAUUACUCACUAGUUCUGCCCAACAUACAAGUCACCGAUGAAGGCGAGUAUGAGUUCUUUGCUGAGAACGCUGUCGGAGAAGCAGUUUGCGUGCUCCAGCUGACGCCUCUACCGAGACCUCCGUCGCCCGAAUAUGUCCCACCAGUGAGUCACGUAACUGUGAAGGAGUCGACUUCGUUCAGACGACACCAGGAACCGCCGAAGUUCUCCAAACCCGAAGUGACCGGUGACAUGAUUGUGGGAGGAACAGUCAAUGUGUUCUUUUACAUUCGAGGCACCCCAGCACCUGACGUAAUGUUCUACAAAGACGGACUUCCGAUGAAUUUCAAUUCUCGAGUGUCAAUCACGAAAGGACAUGACGAGUCUUACACUCUGACCAUUCGUGGCAUUCGAUACGAUGACGAAGCCGAGUACAUGAUCAAAGCGUCGAACCCCGUGGGAGAAGCCAAGUGCACAAUCACACUCACAAUCGAAAGAGCACCAAGAAGUGCUUAUCCGUUCUAUGACAUGGUUCCACCGAAGUUCUCGGAACCGAUCAAGACCCGAUUUGAGGGUGAUAUCGCGUACCUGGAAGGAUACGUGACAGGCAGCCCGAAACCUACGAUCUCGUGGUGGAAAGACGGGCUAGAAAUUCGACCCGAUCAUAACUUCACGUACAACACUUCAUACGACGGAAGGAUAUCGCUGAGAAUCAAUAACAUCCACGAAAUCAGAGACGGAGAAAUAGUCUGCAAAGCGGUCAACAACGCGGGUGUUGCUUCUUGUUCGGUUCAUUUCCAGAGUCAAGCAUACAGGUUUGGAGAGCCGCCGACGUUCGCUCAACCCAUAAUUCCGACUAUUGACGGAAACACUGCUGUGCUGGAUUGUAUUGUCAGUGGAAACCCUCUGCCAAACAUCCUCUGGUAUAAAGAUGGACAUUUGAUCCAUCACGGAGGCAGCUUUGAAAUCUACACCAGUGCUGACGGAUCUUCAAGUUUGAUCAUCCACAAUUUCAAGAAUCUAGGACCUGCUGAGUACGUAUGUAGAGCGACUUCUGUUGCCGGUGAGAUCUCUUGCAGUUUGAAGUUAAUCAUUGAGAGACGAAGUGUGUCGGCUUCACCGAGCCGGAGUCACUCGCCGAAUGCCAGUUCAAUUCAUCGACGAAGUCCGUUCUACUACUCUCCAUCCAGUGAGACGAACUUUCACCGCGUGCCUCCGAAGUUUGUCAAGCAAGUAACACCUCACGUGGAAGGGAAGUUCGCGAGGUUCACCUGCAAAGUUAACGGACAACCGCGUCCGUCUGUUAAGUGGUUCCGAAACAAGGUUCCAAUUAAUCCUGGAAAUGACUUCGGACUUCAAGAAGAACCAGAUGGAACGUGCACCUUGAUAGUCUACGAUGUUGACAGGUUCGGAAAUUGCGAGUACCAGUGUCUGGCUGAAAAUGAAGCCGGAAUUGCGACUUCGACCAUCGAAUUUGUGACCAAUACUGGAAAGCCUCCGAAGAUUGUUAAGCAGCUGACUCCUGUGAUUGAUGGAAAUACUGGAAAGUUUACAUGCACCAUCUCCGGCGAUCCUUACCCGGAUGUUGUCUGGCUACGAAAUGGCGAGGAGAUCAGAUCUGGCGGUGAUUUUGUGAUUCACAAUGGACGAAAUGGUGAAUUCUCUCUGACAAUUUACAACGUCACCGACCAUGGAAAUGCGGAGUAUACUUGCAGAGCAACAAAUGCAUCCGGAACUUCAUCGACAACGGUUGAACUUGUUUUGCAGCGAAUCACGAAACCUGGUAAUCCUCCGAAGUUCAUUCAGACCAUGAAGCCUUCAAUUGACGGCGUCACUGCUAAGUUCGAAUGCGUGAUUGACGGAAAACCACGCCCAGAAGUUUCAUGGCUGAAAAAUGGAGUGGAAAUAUUCAACGGUGGCAACUACAGUAUCGUGCACGGGGUUGACGGCUACUGUUGUCUGUCGAUCUACGACAUCUACGAGUGUGGACCGAAGACCGAGUUUGUCUGCAAGGCAAUCAACCCCUCGGGAAUCACCUCUUGCUGUGUCACUCUUGUGCUAGAAGAGUCCGUGAGGUUUGAGGGCGCCCAUCUUUACUGAGAGCAAUUCAGUCAGUUCUGAACUAAACUGAAGUGAAAUGGAAGCGGAAAUGAGUUGAAAUUAUUCGGACCUUAAACUGAAUUGAACUGGCCUUAAGUCAAACUGACUUGAACUUAGUUUGGGCCAAUCACAAGUUACUCAGCACAAAAAAAACUUAAACUGAAACUCAACCAAUUCUAUUUCUCAAUUUUUUAUUUCUGAGUUUUUUCAACAAUCUAUUCUGGAAAAGCAUGGAAAUAGUUUUUUUUUAGUUUAAAAUAUCUGAUAUUACCAAGGACGGAGCAGAUUGUUGAAAAAUAUUUGUUUGAAUUUGAUUCAAAAUAAUUUCGUUGAAGCAUGCUAGUAAUUCGUAUAAUUUUGUACUGCAUUCAAGCCAAUUAAUUGUUUUCUAACGCGU